AUGGCUGACAACCACGCGCGCGAUGUGUCCCAGUACAAAUACUCGGCCAUGUCCAACCUGGUCCUCCAGGCGGAUCGUCGCUUCAUCACCAGGCGAUCCGAUGAGGCUACUGGCGACCCCGAGUCGCUCGCCGGUCGCCUGAGCAUCCAGGACAUGGGAGGCCGUGUUGCCCGUGAAGCGGCCCCCAAGCAGAAGAAGGCUACCGGCCCGACAAUAGAGAGAGGAGCUGUUCAGGAAGGCGCAGACAUUCUAGCACGAGAGCAGCGGAGGAAAGCUGGCCCUACCCAGACUAGAGGCACUGGCAUUCUGGGCCAAGCCGAUCUGCUCGUUGAAGAUCUCAGAUACCGACCCCGAACACCUGCCACCAGGCAAACCUACGAGUUCAUCCUGACAAUUGCCGCACGGCAUCUAGGCGACGUUCCAAAUGAGGUCGUUGUGAGCGCCGCCGAUGUCGUCUUGGAGUAUCUGAAGGACGAUGAUGUCAAGGAUAUCGACAAGAAGAGGGAGAUCGACGAUAUCUUGGGUACCACACUAAACCCCAAGGACUUCAACGAAUUGGUGAACCUCGGAAAGAAAAUCACAGAUUAUGAUGCCCAAGACGACGAGGAAAUGGAGGAUGCUGCCGGCGCCGGCGACGACGACGCAGAGCUCGAUGACCGCCAGGGUGUCGCUGUGGUCUUUGACGACGAGGACGACGAGGAUGAAAUGGUCAACGAGAUUCGCGAAGAAUCCUCAGAUGACGAGGCAGGCGACGAGGAAGAUAUGCCUGGAAUCGAGGAACGCGCAGGCGCUGGCGAAGCUGGGCAAGAUCGUGACGAGGAGUCAGCAGGUCUGGCCGAUGGGGACGAAAUGGUCAUUGACGCCGGUCCCUUGGAAGCCAAAGGGUCCGAACGGAAGAAGGAGCGAAAUUGGAUUCCGGCACGCGACAUCGACAGGUACUGGUUGCAACGAGAGAUUGGUAAACUGUAUCCUGACGAGCACGAGCAACACGACAAGACUAGAUCGGCCCUCCACAUCCUUUCUGGGGAACCCGACGAGGAGGGUGGUGAGGAGAAGCAGCUCCGAGAGAUCGAGAACGAUUUAAUGGAGCUCUUCGAUUAUGAGCAUCAUGAGGUCGUGCAGAAGCUCAUCCAGAACCAGGAAAAGAUUGUUUGGCUUACACGCUUAGCGCAAGCCGAAGAUGAGGAGGCCCGAGGGGUGAUCCAACGCGAAAUGGCAUCGGAAGGCGUCCGGUGGAUUCUAGACGAACUUAGCGGCAAGAAAUCCAUAUCUGGCCAGAAGAAAAUGGAGAUCAAGAUGGACAUUGAUGUCCCAGCAGCCUUUACCGAGGGCGCUGCUCCCAAGGCUGAGCGUGCCGACGGCCAGCUUGUUGGUGGUUUGCAGCCGCGCAAACUCAUCAACCUCGAAAACCUUAUAUUCGAUCAAGGAAAUCACUUGAUGACAAAUCCAAAAGUUAGAUUGCCUGAGGGCUCGACAAAGCGGACAUUCAAGGGGUACGAAGAGAUUCAUGUUCCUCCACCCAAGAGGCGCAAUGAUCCGGCCGACCAAAACAUUCCCGUCGGGGAUAUGCCGGAAUGGUCAAGAGUACCUUUCAGCGCAUCUGGAGCUAAAUCCUUGAACAAGAUUCAGUCAAAGUGCUAUCCUUCAGCCUUCCAAGACGAUGGCAACAUGUUGAUCUGUGCUCCCACCGGUUCUGGAAAGACAAACGUUGCUAUGCUUACCAUUCUGCGAGAAAUCGGCAAGCACCGGGAUCCCAAAACAGGAGACAUCGACCUGGACUCGUUCAAGAUCGUAUACAUCGCCCCACUGAAAGCCCUUGUACAAGAGCAAGUCGGUAACUUCGGCAAGCGUCUGGCAGAUUAUGGCAUCACAGUCGCUGAGUUGACGGGUGACCGCCAGCUCACGAAGCAGCAGAUCUCGGAAACACAAAUCAUUGUGACCACACCAGAGAAAUGGGACGUCAUCACGAGAAAAGCCACGGACCUGACCUAUACGAACCUCGUCCGCCUUAUCAUUAUUGACGAGAUUCAUCUUCUGCACGAUGAUCGUGGCCCUGUUCUAGAGAGUAUUGUCAGCAGAACAAUUCGAAAGACGGAGCAGACUGGAGAUCCGGUAAGGAUAGUGGGUCUCUCAGCCACUCUGCCCAACUACAGGGAUGUAGCCAGCUUUUUGCGAGUUGAUGUGCAGAAGGACUUGUUCCACUUCGAUGGUACAUACCGUCCUUGCCCGUUGAAACAAGAGUUUAUUGGAGUUACAGACCGAAAAGCCAUCAAGCAGCUGAAAACCAUGAACGACAUCACAUACAACAAAGUCAUAGAGCACGUGGGUCAAAAUAACAACCAGAUGCUUAUCUUCGUCCACUCUCGAAAGGAGACGGCAAAAACGGCCAAGUAUGUCCGCGACAAGGCUUUGGAAAUGGAAACCAUCAACCAAAUAAUUCGACACGAUUCAGGUGCUACGGCAGUCUUGAAGGAGUCCGCUGAGAAUGCUGCCGAUGCGGAGUUGAAGGAUCUUCUCCCUUACGGCUUUGGUAUACAUCAUGCUGGUAUGAGUCGUCUCGACAGAUCGGAUGUCGAAGACCUCUUCGAGAAAGGCCUCAUUCAAGUGCUUGUCUGUACAGCCACCCUCGCUUGGGGUGUCAAUUUACCCGCGCACACCGUCAUCAUCAAGGGUACCUCAGUCUACUCGCCUGAGAAAGGCAGCUGGGUAGAGCUUAGCCCCCAAGAUGUCCUGCAGAUGCUUGGACGCGCCGGUCGACCUCAAUACGACACGUAUGGUGAAGGUAUUAUCAUCACGGCACAGAGUGAAAUGCAAUAUUACCUUUCGCUGCUCAAUCAGCAAUUGCCCAUAGAGUCUCAAUUUGCCAGCAAACUUGUGGAUAACCUGAAUGCCGAGAUUGUGUUGGGCAACGUUCGGACGAGAGACGAGGGUGUCGAGUGGCUAGGAUACACUUAUCUAUUCGUACGAAUGCUUCGUUCACCUGGCCUCUAUAGCGUCGGUGCUGAUUACGAAGACGAUGAGGCACUAGAACAAAAGCGAGUGGACUUGAUCCAUUCAGCUGCUGCUGUGUUGAAGAAGACAAACCUGAUCACUUACGAUGAGAAGACCGGCAAGAUGAAGGCAACUGAACUUGGCAGGAUCUCGUCGCACUAUUACAUCACUCAUGGGUCUAUGGACACCUACAAUAAGCUCAUCCAGCCGUCAAUUACUACCAUUGAGCUGUUCAGGGUCUUCUCCCAGAGCUCAGAGUUCAAAUACAUUCCGGUCAGGAAUGACGAAAAGGUUGAGCUCGCAAAACUGCUUCAAAGAGUGCCCAUCCCCGUUAAGGAAAGCAUCGAAGAGCCUAUGGCCAAAAUCAACGUCCUACUCCAAGCAUACAUAUCGCGCCUCAAGCUUGACGGUCUAGCUUUGAUGGCUGAUAUGGUAUAUGUCACGCAAUCCGCUGGUCGUAUCCUCCGUGCCAUUUUCGAGAUCACCUUGCAGAAGGGCUGGGCGAGCGUCUGCAAGACUGCUCUUGACCUUUGCAAGAUGGCUGAAAAGCGUAUGUGGCCGACGAUGACGCCGCUCCGCCAAUUUCCGAUGAAGCCCAACGAGCGGCAUAUCGUGGCAAAGGCCGAAAGAAUCGAUGUGCCAUGGACGAGCUUCUUUGACCUUGACCCUCCCCGUAUGGGUCAGCUCCUCGGUCUACCACGUGACGGCAAGAAGGUCUGUGAACUUGUUUCGAAAUUUCCACGAGUUGAGAUUCAAGCAUCAGCUCAGCCGAUGACACGUUCCUUGCUUCGCGUAGAGCUAAGCAUUACUCCAAAUUUUGAGUGGGAUGACGCCCUGCAUGGAACUGCGGAGAGCUUCUGGAUUAUGGUCGAGGACUGCGAUGGUGAAGAUGUUCUAUUCUACGACACCUUUUUGCUACGCAAGGACUACGCCAUGUCAGAGUCCAAUGAGCACGUGGUGGACUUCACUGUCCCCAUCACCGAGCCUAUGCCGCCGAACUACUUCAUAUCAGUGAUAUCAGAUAGAUGGAUGCAUUCAGAGACCAGACUCCCUGUGUCGUUCCAGAAGCUCAUCCUGCCACAAAAGUUCCCGCCUCAUACUCAAUUGCUGGACCUGCAACCCUUGCCGGUUGCUGCGUUGAAGGCCAAGGACUAUGCUGCGAUCUACGAAGACUGGACUUAUUUUAACAAGAUUCAAACCCAGACUUUCACCUCACUUUACACCACCGACGACAAUGUCUUCGUUGGCGCACCUACUGGUAGUGGAAAGACCGUAUGUGCCGAGUUUGCGAUCCUGAGGCAUUGGGCCAAGCAAGAAUAUGGGCGUGCUGUCUAUAUUGCGCCGUACCAAGAACAAAUUGAUGUACGCCUUCAAGACUGGCAAAAGCGACUCGGUCACCUCCGGGGCGGCAAAGAAAUUGUCAAGUUGACCGGCGAAACCACAACUGAUUUGAAACUCCUUGAGAAGGGAGAUCUGAUCUUGGCCACGCCAACACAGUGGGACAUUUUGUCACGCCAAUGGCAACGACGGAAGAACAUCCUAACAGUUGAGCUCUUUAUCGCAGAUGAGCUCCACCUACUUGGCGGCCAACAGGGCUACAUCUACGAGAUCAUCGUCUCUCGUAUGCAUUACAUUCGUACCCAAGCUGAGUUGGACAUACGGAUUGUCGGUCUAAGUGUUUCACUUGCUGAUGCAAGAGAUCUCGGAGAAUGGAUAGAUGCCAAAAAGAAGGACAUUUACAACUUCAGUCCGCAUGCUCGCCCAGUGCCGCUGGAGCUCCGCAUUCAAUCCUUCUCCAUCCCUCAUUUUCCGUCACUGAUGCUCGCGAUGGCAAAGCCGACUUACUUAGCCAUCACUGAGAUGUCCAGUGCUCAGCCUGCUUUGAUCUUCGUGCCUAGUCGAAAGCAGACAAGAUCUACUGCCCGCGACAUUCUGGCAACAUGCCUGGCUGACGAUGAUGAAGAUCGAUUCCUACAUGUUGACCCUGAGCAAUUGCAACCACUCCUGGAGCGCGUUCAUGAAGAAGCUCUAGCUGAAGCAUUGUCUCAUGGUGUUGGAUACUAUCACGAGGCUCUUAGCCAGAGCGAUAAGAGGAUCGUCAAACAUCUCUACAACAAGGGUGCCAUUCAGGUUCUUGUUGCUUCUCGUGAUGUUUGUUGGGAACUGGAUUGCACAGCACAUCUUGUUGUCGUAAUGGGCACACAAUACUUCGAAGGUCGCGAGCAUCGCUAUAUUGAUUACCCACUCAGCGAAGUUCUGCAAAUGUUCGGCAAGGCUUUGAAGUCCGCGGAUGAUGGAAGAGCGCGUGGCGUACUCAUGGUGCCGACUACUCGACGCGAAUAUUUCAAGAAGUUCUUGAACGAAGCACUUCCGGUUGAGUCUCAUCUCCAGAACUUCGUGCACGAUGCAUUCGUUACUGAAGUCAGCACCAAGAUGAUCGAGUCUGGCGAAGACGCAAUCAACUGGACCACCUUUACGUACUUCUACCGUCGACUCCUAGCCAAUCCCAGCUAUUACAGUUUGCCAAGUAAAGAUGCGGACGCACUCAAUGCAUAUCUUUCCGACCUUGUAGAAACAACUCUCAAGGAACUGACCGAGUCGAAGAUCAUUGACUUUGAUGAGGACGACGGGUCCGUGGCACCGCAGAAUGCUGCCAUGAUCGCUGCAUAUUAUAACAUCUCAUAUAUCACGAUGCAGACAUUCCUGCUGUCACUCAGCCAGAAGACUAAGCUGAAGGGCAUUCUUGAAAUCAUAACGUCAGCUACUGAGUUUGAAUCCAUCCAAAUUCGGCGCCACGAAGAAAGCUUGCUACGACGUAUCUACGAUAGGGUACCAGUCAAGAUGGCCGAGCCAGUCUACGACUCGCCUCACUUCAAGGCAUUCGUCCUUCUACAAGCUCACUUCUCGCGGAUGCAGUUGCCAAUCGAUUUAGCCAAAGAUCAAGAGAUGAUCAUCUCCAAGGUACUCAGCCUACUUAGCGCCACGGUGGAUGUCUUGUCCUCAGAGGGCUACCUGAACGCUAUGAAUGCCAUGGAGAUGUCCCAGAUGGUCGUUCAGGCUAUGUGGGACCGUGAUAGCCCCUUGAAGCAGAUACCUCAUUUCACGCCAGAGGUGAUCAAGGUGGCAAAUGAGUUCGAAAUCAAGGAUAUCUAUGACUUCAUGGAGUCGAUGAACCCAGAGGAGAACCCGAAUUAUGGCACUCUGAUCAAGCGGCUGGGUCUGUCGCAGAAACAAUUGGCUGAGGCAGCUAACUUCACGAACAAUAAAUACCCCGACUUGACCCUCAACUUUGAGCUCGUCGACGAGGAUGACAUCCGCGCUGGCGAGCCUGCAUACUUGAAUGUGCAGAUUGACCGUGAGGUUGACGAGGACGAGGAAGUGGACACCACUGUGCACGCGCCAUUUUACCCAACCAAGAAAUUGGAGAAUUGGUGGCUCGUGGUGGGUGAGGAGAGCACGAAGACACUACUUGCGAUUAAACGAGUCACGAUUGGGCGCCAACUCAAGGUCAAGCUCGAGUAUACCGUGCCAUCGCCUGGGAAACACGAUUUGAAGCUAUUCUUGAUGAGCGACAGCUACUCUGGAGUUGAUCAAGAACCGACAUUCUCCGUUACGGCGGGCGAGAGCAUGGACGUCGAUGAAGAUGAGGAAGACAGUGAAUAA
Molecule: messenger RNA, 6654 nt
Organism: Truncatella angustata
Lineage: Eukaryota; Fungi; Ascomycota; Sordariomycetes; Amphisphaeriales; Sporocadaceae
Product: putative ATP dependent RNA helicase
Exons: 2
Coding region: 1-6654 (2217 amino acids)
Cellular component (GO): nucleus
Molecular function (GO): ATP hydrolysis activity; nucleic acid binding; ATP binding
Source: RefSeq, a predicted model, not a curated record